Molecule: messenger RNA, 1896 nt
Organism: Pochonia chlamydosporia 170
Lineage: Eukaryota; Fungi; Ascomycota; Sordariomycetes; Hypocreales; Clavicipitaceae
Product: glutamyl-tRNA(Gln) amidotransferase
Exons: 4
Coding region: 1-1896 (631 amino acids)
Source: RefSeq, a predicted model, not a curated record
AUGCUGCAAAUACCAUAUUGGCAACUUUUCAUUUUGGUGGCCGCAUUAUUGUCGGCUGGCUCAUCAGCAACUGAGCAGCAGCUUCAAUUUACUGGCCUGACACUAAAGCUGAAUGGAAUACAUUAUUAUGUGCCACCUCGUUCAGUUGGUGUCAUUGCGCUGCCACCGAGUAGCUCCAACGCCAGCGAGUUCAAUCUUGUGCCCAUCACAGUUGUCACAAACAGAGAGGGCAGAUUAGAGGGAAAUGAGUUGAGAAGGUUGGCCGCUAACUUUUCUCGCGCCGAUGAUGUUUUCCAAGAUGCAUUCCUUCACAGCGUAUUUGUGCAGGAUACAACUGGAGGCCAAAACCAAGUGUGUGACAGAGAAUUAAGGGGUUGUGUCGAAGCACAUGCUCGAAAUGUCAGCUCCUCCCUUCCCAACGGCCCGUACUUUGUGUCCUCGAAAGGACACCUUUUCCAAGCAUAUCGGCUGUAUGCCGAUACGCAAGGUUCAUUCAGUGAGACCUGCAUUCCGGACGGGAAUGGUGUAUUCGCAGUCCUUCCGGCAAAUAUCCCCGGCCAAUCUCUUGCUGUGGCUGUCCCGUCCCGCUUGUACUUCAAACCAACUGCUGAGAAGCCGCUGGCCGGUGUGCGUGUUGGCAUCAAAGACAUUUAUGACUUGAAAGGCUUGAAGACUUCCAAUGGUAACCGUGCCUGGUACAGUCAUUACCCGGCUGCCAGAGCGAACGCUCAAGCAGUGCAAAACUUACUUGGCGCAGGCGCUGUGAUCGUAGGCAAAAUGAAGACUAGUCAAUUCGCCAACGGAGAGACUGCGACUGCCGACUGGGUUGACUAUCACGCCCCGUUUAAUCCACGAGGAGAUGGGUACCAGGACGGGUCGUCGUCCUCAACAGGUCCUGCUGCAGGAGAAGCCUCGUAUUCUUGGUUAGACAUAACCCUCGGCUCUGACACAGGAGGCAGCAUAAGGAGCCCGAGUCAGGUUCAGGGACUCUACGGAAACAGACCGUCUCACGGGUUAGUGUUGAUGGACGGCGUCAUGCCACUUGCACCAGAAUAUGAUACGGCCGGUCUUCUUGCUAGAGAUCCGCAUCUCUGGGCUACAGCAGCGAAGGCGCUAUAUCGGGACAACAUCACCUUCCGGAAUGCAUAUCCUACUUCCAUCUUGGCCGUCGGAUUUCCCAACACCUCAUCAACCCCGUACGAGGCAAUGUUGACCAAGUUUGUGAAGAACCUGACCGAUUUUCUUUCCGCUGACACAAGGGCCUAUAAUGUGGAGCAGUCGUGGAGGUUGGGGAUGCCAGACGAGCAACUUUUGCCAGAUUUGCUCAAUAAUACUUAUGAAUUACUUACGGCAAAGGGACAGGGCAAACUUGUACGUGAAAGGUUCUAUGCAGAAUAUGCAAAUGGCCAUGAUGGUAGACUCCCUCAUGUUGACCCAAGUCCCCGACAAAGAUGGAGCUUUGGGGACAGUGAUUUAAGCACAAUCGAGGAGCUGGUGGCUGCAAAGAACAAAUUUAUGGACUGGUUCAACGACGAGGAACUGCCAAAGAGCCAUGAGACGUGCUCUAAACACCUCCUCGUGUACGUUCCCAGAACACCGGCAUCAAAGUAUCGGGAUACGUAUUUGACUGGCCCGUCUCGGCCGAUGCCCUUUUCCACUUCCCGUCUGUCUGUUUACAGUGGCGCGCCCGACAUGGUGGUUCCCAUCGGAGAAGUUCCGUAUCAUUCAGCUAUUACAAACCAUGUCGAGGUACUCCCCGCAACUGUUGACAUAAUGGCCGCAAAAGGUUGCGAUGGGAUGAUCUUCUCGCUCGUGCAGGAUUUACAUGCAGCGGGGUUAUUGGCAACCGUCAAGACUGGGAGAAGCAUAGUAAGUGGUGGGGAUGUUCUGUAUUAG